AUGGCGGCGGCAGGUCCGAGUACUCGGGCUUCUUCCGCGGCGGCGGCGGCAGCUCUGAGUCGGCGGGGUCGGCGGGGCCGCUGUGACGAGAUGGCGGCAGCCAAAACGGGGACCCCGGGCCCGGCCGCUGGCCCCGCGCUGCUGGUGUUGCCGCCACCGUUGCUGCAGCCGCCGUCACCGCCGCGGCCGGAGGAGUCGGACUGCGCCGGCUGCCUAGAGACCCCGGGGGAGGCGGCGGCCCUGCCGUGUGGCCACUCGCUGUGCCGAGGCUGCGCCCAACGCGCUGCCGACGCGGCGGGCCCGGGUUGCCCACGCUGCCGCGCCCGCGGAGCGGGCUGGGCCCGCCGUCGGGCCCGCGACGACUGGCAGGCCGACGCGGAGGUGCUGGGCGAGCGCGCCCGCCGCGGCCCACCGGAGCGCUGCCGCCCGCGUCGGGACGGGGGCGCGGCCGCCGCCGGGCCCAGGCCGGAGCAGGAGUCGCGCGCCGCGCCCGCGGAGCCAGAGUUUAUAUUCAGAGCACCAAUCAAAUUAAACAAGCCUGGGGAAUUUCGUGAGGAAUAUGAAAGCCUGAAAAAGCUGCGAGAAGAAAAGUUACCAGAGGAGAAAACCUCUGAAGAUCAAAUCCACAAGUUGUUACCAGAAGACACAGAAAUAGGAAAAAGGAAAAUGGAUGAACAGAAAAAAAGAGAUGAGCCAUUAGUACUGAAGACAAAUCUAGAGCGUUGUCCUGCACGUCUCUCAGAUUCAGAGAAUGAAGAACCUUCCCGAGGCAAGAUGAUACAGACACACCGCUCAGCAUUUGUUUCCAAGAACAACUCCUACUCCUUAGCUUUCCUGGCAGGGAACCUAAAUUCCAAGAUGGAAAGGAGUCAGAGCUGCAGUGACACCGGUCAGGACAGAGCAAAGAGCAGACUCAGAGCAGCCCCAACCAGCAAAGCCAAGGUCACAACCAUGACCCCGACCUCCAACCCCAUCAUUGGCGUCCUUUUGUCCACCCAAAACAACCGCUGCCUCUCGGCCCCUGACUUAACCAUUGAAAAGCGUCUGCCCUUCAGCUCCCUGUCAUCCUUAGCUUCCUUACAUAAGCCAGAACGCUCUAUCAGCCCUGAGAGUAAUGACAGUAUCUCAGAAGAACUAAACCAUUUCAAGCCCAUUGUCUGCUCACCGUGUACUCCUCCCAAGAGGCUCCCUGAUGGCCGCGUGCUGAGUCCCCUCAUCAUCAAAUCAACACCCCGCAACCUAAACAGAAGCCUGCAGAAGCAGACUUCUUAUGAAGCUAGUCCACGGAUCCUCAAAAAGUGGGAGCAGAUCUUUCAGGAGCGGCAGAUCAAAAAGACCCUUUCAAAAGCCACCCUUACCUCCCUGGCUCCAGAAACAGGGGAUGACUUACUGGUCUCUGAAGUUACCCAGUCUAGCAAGGAGAAGCCUCUUCUGGCUUUAAAUACAAGACUGUCCAGUGGGCAAGUUCUCUCUGAGUGUACAGGACCUACCGCCCCUGACCUUGAUUAUUUCUCCUCUUCUAGCCAGACAAAAGCAGAACAGGGCGGUGACUGUAAAAAGAACACUGAGAUCCCAUUGGAAACCUGCUGCUCUUCAGAACUCCCAGUGGGGGCCAGUGGGACUUCUUUGGAGAGAGAGCAGCUGGAAAGGUCAGGGUCAUCCCCAGAUGCCAAGUUAGAUAAAACCUGUAUAACAGCAACUAUGAAAAUCUCGGCAGUUAACUCAGUGCUACCUAAAAACAGUGUUUUGGGUGGGGUCCUCAAAACAAAGAAACAGUUGAAGACAGUGAAUCAUUUUGAUCUGCCUAAUGGUGUUCUGGCAGACAACCUAGGUGAGGAGCCACUUCCUUCUUUGCGUCGGGGCAGGAAAAGACGCUGUAAGACCAAGCACUUGGAACAAAAUGGCUCCCUUAAGAAACUGCGACAAAGCAGUGGUGAGGUGGGUCUUGCCCCAACAGACCCAGUGCUGCGAGAGAUGGAGCAGAAAUUGCAGCAAGAGGAAGAGGACCGGCAGCUGGCUCUGCAGUUGCAGCGCAUGUUUGACAACGAGAGGCGGACUGUGAGUCGGCGAAAAGGAAGCGUGGAUCAGUAUCUCCUGCGGUCCAGUAGCAUGGCGGGGGCCAAGUAG
This is a messenger RNA of Rangifer tarandus platyrhynchus (Svalbard reindeer), 2127 nucleotides long. The record is from the annotation of a GenBank genome assembly. Lineage: Eukaryota; Metazoa; Chordata; Mammalia; Artiodactyla; Cervidae.